Molecule: messenger RNA, 807 nt
Organism: Linum tenue
Lineage: Eukaryota; Viridiplantae; Streptophyta; Magnoliopsida; Malpighiales; Linaceae
Source: the annotation of a GenBank genome assembly
AUGCUCGCAAUUGAUCACGAUCAGCUCCAAUUCAACUGCCUCCUCCCUCCUCAUCAGGAUUAUGCAAUUCCCGAGCCCCUUUUCGAAUUCGAUUCUGACAGCUUCCUUCCUUACUUCUCCUCUUCCUACGACGACCACAACCUCAUUUCCCUCUGCCCUGAAAUCUUCCCUCUCAACGGGCUGGACAAUUUUCCAUACUCCUACCACUGUGAUCAGAAUCCUGACUUCUUUUAUUGCUGCACAGAGCCUAGCCUCUUCCCCGGGUUCCCUGCUCCGGCGACGGUUGAUUUUCUGGAUGACAUUCCAGUUCCAGCUGCUCCGUUGCCGGCUCCAACGUUUGAGCCGCCAGCUGAGCCGAGCGGCGGCAAGGAAGACGAGGAGGUGAUGAACAAGAAACAGGGCAAUGGGGAUGGAGUGACCUUGUCGGCGCAGAGUAUUGCUGCGAGGCAUAGAAGGAGGAGGAUAACGCAGAAGACUCAGGAGCUAGGGAAGCUGAUUCCUGGUGGGAACAAGCUGAAUACUGCUGAGAUGUUCCAAGCUGCUGCCCAAUAUGUCAAGUUCUUGCAGGCUCAAAUAAGCGUUCUUCAAUCCAUGGACUCGCCUCAGACCAUACAGGAACCAAUUGAGGUCCCGAAAGAGCUGCAGACGCUGGUGACGUCGCCGGUGAUCCAGCAGAAGAUGUAUUCGGAAGAGAAGUGCUUCGUCCCAACUGAGCUUCUCCAGAAACUGGUGCAUCGUUCUGAGGUCCAAUCGAAACCGAUGGUUAUGAAGGAGAUUGAUGUGUUGCUGCUGAACAAACAACACUGA